AUGGAUUAAUAAAAAAUUAUAGAUGAAUCAAUAACUUUAGAUGUCUAAUAACCAAAAUUAAACAAAUUAUAUCUGGUGUGUUCAAUUAAUAGUAAAGAGCCAUUUACAGAUCCUGAAACUAUUUAGACUGAUUUUAUUAGUAAUUAUGCAUCUUUUAAUAAUCUAAAGCUUAAAAAAGUGAGACAUUAAUGGCAUUAAAAAUUCCAAGAAUGUUUGCUUAUAUUGGUCUUACAGGCACUAAAGCUGUCUAGAAUAAAUAACAUGAAGAAUUGCCAAAUCAACUAUUAUGUUGUUUCAGAUUAUUGGAUGUUGAUAACAUUAUAGCUGGAUAUAUGGAUGGUAGAAUAAUGUAAAAGUAGAUUUCGACGCAACGAAUAAUUAAAGAAUUCAAUCGAUAGAAUUAAGAACCUAUAAUUAAGAAAAGACCCAUAAAAAUCCAUAUUUUUCAAAAAUAUUUUGUUACCUUAUUUCUAGAGGGGGUUGUUUGUAUUUAUCACUAAGAUUAUUUAAUGUUCAAAUUCUAUAAUGAAUAUGAAAAAUUCAUUCGAUUAUCAUUCUAAUAUCAUAAAAAGUUAGGUAGCAUUUUAAUAUUAUGUAAGUAAGUUAAAAGACCUUGAAAAAAUUCGAAAGUGACCCCAAUUUUCAUUAUCACUAUUUAAAUUAUGGUGAAUUUUCUAACUUUUAGUUUUGUUAGCCUAAGAUGAAUCCAUAAUUUAUAUUUAGGUUUGAAUCAAUGUCAAUUAAUGAUAUUGAAAUAUUACCCUUUAGUCCAUUGGAACAUCUUAAUAAGCCAGAGUAAAGAAUGGAGAAGGGAUUAUGUAUAGCUAUGAGUGGAUUAGAUGGAUAUUUUAGAUUAUUAGAUGUGAUGAGUAAUAAACCAUUGUUUUCAUUUAAAACUGAAUGUUGUGGGAUUUGUUCAUUUUCAUUUAAUCCAAAUUUCAGCAGUGUAAGUAGAGCUAGUUAAAUAGGUUUGUUUAGGGGCCCAGGAUGAUUCUGCUUAUGUGAUAAAUUUUAAUUCUAAAAUUUCAUGGAUACGUUUGGUGGGACAUAACUCAUUUAUUUCUAGAGGAGUAUUCAGUUCAAUAAGUGCAACAGAGUUUAGAAUAAUAUGUGGUUGUUAUGAUGGUACAAUAUCAAUAACAGAUGUUGAUUUAAAUUAAUUAAAUCCUGAAAAUGGUUUAUUUGUGAAAGCAUAAGAAAAAGAGAAAGUGUUAUAAGUUAAGAAUAUACAAAGUGUAUCAUAGGAUGGAGUUGCAAAUGUAGCAGAAUUUUAGAAUUAUGUUGUUUGCAUGAAUUUUGAUGGAGUAAUUAAAAUUUUUCUAUUGUAAUGA
Messenger RNA from Paramecium pentaurelia, 1331 nucleotides. The record is from the annotation of a GenBank genome assembly. NCBI's taxonomy places the organism in Eukaryota, Ciliophora, Oligohymenophorea, Peniculida, Parameciidae.